This is a messenger RNA of Ipomoea triloba (trilobed morning glory), 738 nucleotides long. RefSeq lists its product as uncharacterized. Gene Ontology annotation, biological process: DNA integration. The transcript has 3 exons. The record is from RefSeq and is a predicted model, not a curated record. Bases 1 to 738 code for a protein of 245 amino acids. Gene Ontology annotation, molecular function: nucleic acid binding; RNA-DNA hybrid ribonuclease activity. NCBI's taxonomy places the organism in Eukaryota, Viridiplantae, Streptophyta, Magnoliopsida, Solanales, Convolvulaceae.
AUGUUAACUACCCCGGAAUGGUUCCGAUUAUACUACGCCCUAGAAUAUCAGUUCAAAACCUCCAACAACGAAGUUGAGUAUGAAGCCGUCCUUGGUGGGCUACGAUUAGUCAAAGCUCUGGGAGCUAGAAGACUCCGCAUCUGGAUUGAUUCACGACUAGUGGUCAGCCAAGUGAAGGGAUCAUAUGAAACUAAAAGGGAGAGAAUGCAGCAGUAUAAAGAGACGACUGAGGAACUUCUGAAGGGUUUCCAAGCUUAUGAGAUUGACCAUAGAGGAAGCAGCGACAAGGAAGAAGUUCCCCCUGAAGCUCACAUAUUGGCCGACCUAAUCCGGUACAAGGAAAAGGUCGAGCUACCUGAUGACCCGGUAGAAGCGGCUAGAAUCAAAAGAAUGGCUCCAUCCUAUGUGAUGCAGGAUGGACGAUUGUACAAGAGGUCUUUCAGGGGGCCCUAUUCCUAUCCCUUUGCCGAGUUCUGUAAGCAGUUUGGGAUCCGACAUACUAAGGUGUCCAUCGCCUAUCCUCAGGCAAAUGGACAAGUAGAGAACGUCAAUCGCACCAUAGUAGAUGGAAUACAGAAGAAGUUGAGUGAUCUUCAAGGAAAUUUGGUGAGCGAGUUGGAACGAGUGCUUUGGGUAUAUCGCACGAGUCCGAGGAAAGCAACCGGGGAAACCCCUUUUUCCUUAACGUACAGCUUCGAGGCUAAGGUGCCGCUCGAGGUACUCGAGCCUAGUGACUGA